Messenger RNA from Closterium sp. Yama58-4, 2349 nucleotides. Lineage: Eukaryota; Viridiplantae; Streptophyta; Zygnematophyceae; Desmidiales; Closteriaceae. The record is from the annotation of a GenBank genome assembly.
AUGAUGGAUGGGCAGGGGUUGCUGUUGCUGGGGGAGGAGGAGAUGGGAGAGGCGGGGGCGGAAAUGUUCUCAGACACUGAUGAUGACAGUGGUGAUGGGGACAGGGAUGGUGAUGGGAAUGACACGGAGGAGGGUGGUGCUGGUGUUGGUGCUGGUGUUGGUGAUGGGGAUGGGGAUGGGGAUGGGGAUGGGGAUGGGGAUGGGGAUGGGGAUGGGGAUGGGGAUGGGGAUGGGGAUGGGGAUGAGGUGAUGCUAGAUGCUGCGAGAGGGGCACAAGAAGCAGUGCAGAUUGGAGCAGCAACAGCAGAAGGGUUUGCAGCAGCAGGAGCAGCAGCAGCAGCAGCAGCAGACGCAGUGCCUAGAGUAGCAGCAGGAGAGACUGGGGGGCGUGGGUCUGAAGGCGUGUCAACUGGUGCGUCUGGUUUGGCUGGUGCAGUGUGGAGAAUAAGGGAGGCGGAGAGCAGGGUGAGAGAGCGUAACCUCCGAGCCUGCAUCGUUGCCGAACCUGCUGUCAGGUCCGGUGAAGGCAGGCUCGGCACCAGAGCUGCGUCAAGAAGGGAUUCGAGUGCUGGAAACACCACGAGCAGCACUGAGGGUAUGAUCAGGGGUGGUUCCUCUAACCCCUCUUAUCCUAGGGAAACAGGUAACGCAGUUACAGGUGACGCGGUAACAGGUAAUGCGGUAACUGCUCCACAAGACAUGGUAACCAGACAGCCUCCACGUAUGCAGGAGGCUAUCGAGGCCACGGCCAUGCGCAUCUGCCAGGUGGCGCGUUCUGAUUCGUCGAGAUUCCGCCAUGUGGCGCUUGGCCGCGAGCUCCAAGGCCUGCUGAUCUGGCAGAGUCUGGAGUACACCGUUUCUUGUGCUGAGCUGGCAGGGCGAGGGGCGCCACCUGGCUGUCCAGCUGGCAGGGUUGACACGUCAGCACAGUUCUGGGGGCUGGGGGAGACAGCAGCGGCGAGGAUGAGGACAGGUGGCGCGAUGUGGUUGGCUACUGCUGAGGCGAGAGUCGCGGCAUUGGCUGCUUGUGCUGAGGAGGAAGGGUGGAAGGGGGAGUGGAUGGAGGGAAGAGCAGAGGGAGGGGAGAGCGGGUGUGAGGGAGCAAGCAUGAGAAGGCAAGAGAGAGGUGGGUCCAGUAGUGGAAUUCAAAUCGGGAGUUCAAGAAGCAUGGAGGUGGGAGGGGAUACCAGCAGUAGUGGUCAAGGGAGGAGUGAGGAAGGAGGAGGGAACAGCAUAGGAAGAGAGGUGAGCAGUGGUGAGGAGAGGAGCAGUGGUGGUGAAGGGGAGAGCAGCAGUGGUACCUUGGAGGAGGAGAGGAGGUAUCAGGAGUUGAGGAGGCAGCUUAUAGAGAGGAUGCAGGGGAGGGCGGAAGGGGGGCCGCAGGGGGGGCCGCAGGGGGGGCCGCAGGGGGGGGCGCAGGGGGGGUCGCAGGGGAGGAAGAGGAAGGCGGAGGGCACAGUGGGGGCACUGGCACGGCUGGCAGUGGCGCAGGCGUCUCACAGCACACACGCUGUCAUGCUCAGGACACGUGGCAUGCUGCUAUUGGUCGACAGCUUGGCCCCUGGGGCACCAUCAGAAGCAGCACAAUCCGCAGCAGUCCCUUCAUCUAGUUCUCCCCUCUCCCUGCAUCCCCCCCACCUCUCCCACUCCCACCCCUCCCACCCCGCGCAUCCCUCCUCCUCCUUUGCUUCCACCUCCACUUCCCCACCUCCCGCCCUCCCCUCCUCCCUCUCCGCCUCCCCAUCCUCAUCCUCUUCCCCGGAGGAAAACGCCUUUCUCCUCCUCGUAGCCUCCCCCACUCUCGUACGCGACCCUUUCCUCUCCCUCUCCCGCCUCCUCUACUGCCUCCUCCCACUCCCCCUGCCCCACCUCACCUCGCCGUCUAACGCAUCUCAACACAGAGCUUCAGGUUUGUUGGAGCACAGAGCAAGCAGAGAGGAGGAGGGCACGGCAGGUGUGGUGAGGGAUGCAGUGCGGUUGGCGUACACAGCAGCAGUGGCUCAAGCCUUGCUACUCCUCGCCCCAGCCGCCGUCCGCCUCGGCAUGCUCCCUGCUCCUCUUCCUCCUGCGCUCCCCUCCCCUGCUUCCUCCACCCUGCAUCAGACAUCCGCGGACCCUACUGGCGUCACUGAGCACCGCACUUCUGUGAUGCUGCUGCGCCGAAUGCGCUAUGCCGCGUGGCCUUCACCCUAUCUUGAUGCAUAUGGCGAAGAGGAUGAGAACCUGCGGCGUGGCAAGCCAUUGUAUCUCAGCACCGACCGCUUCCAUACCCUCCAAUCCAUGGUGGCAUGUCAUGGGGUGGAUCAUAAUUCCCUCGUUCUCUCUCACUCUACAAGAGUACCCUUCUAG